Molecule: messenger RNA, 2190 nt
Organism: Lithohypha guttulata
Lineage: Eukaryota; Fungi; Ascomycota; Eurotiomycetes; Chaetothyriales; Trichomeriaceae
Exons: 4
Coding region: 1-2190 (729 amino acids)
Biological process (GO): proteasome-mediated ubiquitin-dependent protein catabolic process
Cellular component (GO): Cul4-RING E3 ubiquitin ligase complex
Molecular function (GO): protein binding
Source: RefSeq, a predicted model, not a curated record
AUGUCUGGUUCUGGCACAAAUGGAGAUUCCGGCCUGCAAAGGUCGAUAUCGGAUCUAUUCCCGGAGGAUGAAGAUGACGACAUGUCGUUUGAGCCUGCAAGUGAGCAAAGCAUCGAUGGUCAAGAGGACGACACCGAGACAGAUGAGUUUGCUGAUGCUCGCGAGCUGUUACGGAAUGGAGAUCUAGAAAUCGUAUUUGGAGAUGAUGAGGACGACGAUGAGGAUGGAGGCGAAGACCAGGAACAAGACGGAGACACAGAGACAGAAGCUCAGCCCGAAGCUGCAGCGACUGCAACUGGUACUGCAGAAGGGAGACGGUUGAUGCUGGACCUGCGAGCUCUAAUACAGGGUAGAGAUGGUCUUCAACGGAUUCUGGCUGGUGGGAACUAUAGGAUAGUUACCUAUGGCGACGACAAUGAGGACGAGGAUGAGGACGAUGGAGAGUACUAUCCACACCGCUACCAUCGCCGCCGUCGUGCGAAACGCAACCUCGAUCCCAACCGCUUCCCCAAGAUUCCCAACGAGACCGGCCGCAAGUUGAUGCAAUCAGGCUACUUUGGAGGUGUAGAUACCUGCACGGAGAGGAUAUGUCAACGCAAGAGAUCGGUUUCCGAACGACUGCUCUGGAGACGUUUGGGCAUCGAACCUCGUUCAACAGCUAGGCGCCACAACCAGUUAAUAGCACAAGAACUGAUUCCCAACACUACAUAUGCUGACAAGAUCAUUCACUAUGAUAGCCGUGCCUACUCAGGUCAAUUCAGUGAUGAUGGAAACUUCUUUUUCAGUUGUACUCAGAACUUCAAAGUUCAAAUGUACGACACUUCCAAUCCAUACAACUGGAAGUACUACAAGACUGUUGAUUUCCCCUUCGGUCAAUGGACCAUCACAGACGCCACCUUAUCUCCCGACAAUCGCUUCCUCGCUUACAGCAGUAUCAGGCAUACUGUAUGUCUUGCACCUACUGAUCCAAACGACCGCAACGAGCACACUCUUCUCGACUUCACCAAUUAUGGACCUGGAGCAAUUAUGGGUGACCAGAGACAUGCUGCUUACAUGGGCCGUCAAGGGUUUGGCAUCUGGUCACUUCGAUUCAGUGGUGAUGGACGAGAGAUCGUAGCUGGCACAAGUGAUCACAGUGUGCUCGUACACGACCUCGAAACACGUCGCACGAUCUUGAAGCUCAGGAAGCACGGUGACGAUGUGAAUGCAGUCUGUUUCGGUGACAAGUCCAGUCCGCAUAUUCUCUUCUCUGGCUCUGACGAUCAGACCAUUCGUGUCUGGGAUCGAAGAAGUAUGGCAGAUGGCCGUGAGGCUGGUGUCUUUGUCGGUCAUACUGAAGGUCUCACCUACGUCGAUAGCAAGGGUGAUGGACGUUAUGUGCUGAGUAAUGGUAAAGAUCAGAUGAUGAAGAUGUGGGAUUUGCGGAAGAUGACUCAACCUAACGACUUCGAUCAGCUGAAUCUGGCUAGGUACACGACCAGCUUCGACUAUCGCUUCGCCGAGUUCUCCCACAGCGAUUGGGAGCCAAACCCAGCGGACAACUCGAUCGUAACUUUCCGUGGUCAUAGUGUCCUCAAGACACUGAUUCGAUGCCAUUUCAGUCCGCCGACGAGCACAAACUCAAGAUACGUCUACAGUGGUAGUGAGGAUGGCAAGGUGUAUAUCUGGGAUCUCGAUGGCACACAAAGAGCCACGAUCGAUGUUGGCACUGCCACGAAAGACACUAGACCGAAGAUGAAUGGGGGGCACGACAACUUUGACUGGGAUAUGGGUUACGCUUCCCAUGUUUGGAAGACGUGUGUACGUGACGCAAGUUGGAGUCCUACUGCGCCAGUCAUUGCAGCAACAUCCUGGAACGGCUGGGGCAUGUCAACCGGCACAGUCAGCGUCCACUCCUGGAACGACUCACAAUUCACACGUACCUCUCCACCCAGCAAGAGAACGGCUUCACCGCCCAAGCACGGCCCUCUAGGCGAAGUUCCUGGCUACUGGGAUGACCACGAAGACGACGGAGACCCAGAAAUGGGUCAGUCCUUCAACGCUCGGCUCGAGCCAAGACACGGCUUCCGCUCCUCCAAAGACGCGGCCAAUCAGACGAGAGGUUGGGGUAGAGCUGCUGGGAGAGGUCUGAGGAGUAACCCUGUUAGGGCGCAGCGGUAUGGUAACGCAGACGAGGAGAAUGGUUGGUGA